Juglans regia (Persian walnut) is the source of this 809-nucleotide messenger RNA. Its product is annotated as basic proline-rich protein-like. The transcript is spliced from 2 exons. Lineage: Eukaryota; Viridiplantae; Streptophyta; Magnoliopsida; Fagales; Juglandaceae. Bases 229 to 603 code for a protein of 124 amino acids. The record is from RefSeq and is a predicted model, not a curated record.
UCAAGUUUAUCAAUAUAAUAUGCAUUAACUUGAGAGCCUCUGUAUAUUUCGAGUGGCCAAGCUACAAAAUCAAAACACCAUGAACUCCUUAUCUCUGAUGCUUUGUUUCUUGCUUCCUUACAUUGCUGUCGCCUAAGUCAUCAUACAAAAACACUCUCUCAAAACUUUGUUUUGCAGCAAGUUUCUACUGCAGCGGCUGUACUGGGGUGUUGGACUUUCAGGACUUGAAUGAGACCACCGCGUCCUGGUGGACCGGGUGGUCCAGGUUGGCCUCCACCUGGAGGGGGUCCUCCAGGACCUGGACCUGGACCUGCUGGCCCUCCGGCUCCAUGGCCUGGACCGCUGGGCUUUGUGAAUGGCUUGUUCAGUGGAUUAUGCAGCACCAUAUCUUCUUGUGUCUACUUUAUAUGCUGUUGUUGGCUGUUAGAAGAUUGCUUUGGUGGUCCACCUUGGCCUCCAGCUGGCCCACCAGCUCCUCCUCCCGAUCUUGCUGGGCCACCUCCCCCACUUGGUCCCCCUGGACCGCCUCUGCCUCCUGGGCCUCCUGAUCCUUUUGGCGCCCCACUUGGUCCACCUGGACCUCGCGAACCACCACCUCCUUAACGUUAUAAAUUUCGUGUAUGAUAUUUUCUAUGCAUACGUAUCCAAAUAUGCAGUUAUUGAACUAUUCGAUUUUCAUUUUCACUCUUGUUAAGCUCAAUAGAUGUUCACUCAUGGCAUCUUAUCGUAAAAUUUAUCUGACAAUGUAUUCUAUAGAUAAAAAUGCAUCGUUAAUCCAACUAAAAGUCCAUUUUGGUCUUUUUGGAACA